Messenger RNA from Musa acuminata subsp. malaccensis (wild Malaysian banana), 588 nucleotides. Lineage: Eukaryota; Viridiplantae; Streptophyta; Magnoliopsida; Zingiberales; Musaceae. The record is from RefSeq and is a predicted model, not a curated record.
AUGUUUGGUGAUGGUCCAGACAUGAUAAUAGUUACAGGGAGCAAGAACUAUGUCGACGGCGUGAGGACCUUUAAGAGCCUCACCUUCGCCACCGUCACUCUUACCGCAACUACCCCAUCAGCGGCACCAUCGACUUCAUCUUCAGCGCCGCCGCCACUGUCUUCCGGCUUCCUGACCAUGCGCCGUCCACAAGCUCACCAUGGGACCGUCGUCUUCGCCCAGAGCCGCGUCAGAGUAGAAGAGUCCACCGGCUUCAUCAGCCAGAACUGUAGCUUCGUCGCCGUCCCCGCCCUCACCGACGCCACCCCCAAGGUCCGCUGCAUCCUCGGCCGCCCGUGGAAUGCCUUCUCCACCACCAUCAUCAUGGAGUCCAACAUCAGCGGGUUCAUCGACCCCAAAGGAUACAUACCCAUGAACGGCGACAUCUACCUCAACACCUCGUCCUACUUCGAGUUCAACAACAAGGGCCUCGGUGCCGACACCUCGACGGGCAUGAAGUGGCCGGGUGUGAAGACGAUCAGCUGGGAGCAGACCAAGGCUUACACCGUCGAAGAAUUCUUUCAUGGACGGGAAUGGAUCCCGAGUUGA